Messenger RNA from Caenorhabditis angaria, 1057 nucleotides. The record is from the annotation of a GenBank genome assembly. NCBI's taxonomy places the organism in Eukaryota, Metazoa, Nematoda, Chromadorea, Rhabditida, Rhabditidae.
AUGAUCAUCGUGACUAAUUUUUCACACACACAAAACACUUUUUUGUGUCAGAAUUAUUGAUUGAUUUUUGUGUGAAUAGGAAAUAGAGAAAUGGCUGGUUUGCGAGGGGAUUUUUGAGGAAAAAAAAGAGAUUUUUUCUGGGUCACGUGGAAAUUUAAUUUUUAAUUUGAAAAAUUCACUGUUUCAAAAAAUCCAUGUAUUUUUCUCUGAUUUUGGGAUCCAAAACGUUUUUUUUAUUAACUGGUUCAUUUACAUUACUAGAAAUGAAAAAUUCAUAAAAAUUAAUUAAAUUUUCUGAAACAGUGAAAAAUUUUCAAAAUUUUUGAAACAGUGAAAAAAUUCUCUAAAAAAAUUUACUGUUUCAAAAUUUCUAUAAUUUUUUUGUGACUUUGAAAAAUUGUUCAUAAAGUUCUAUACUUGUUCAUAAUUGAUUGAUAAUUUUGGUGAAUUUUGUUCAGCAAAAAAAUUCACUGUUUCAAAAAAUUCAUAACUUUUUUUUCCAUUUUCAUAACUUCACUAGAAAUGAAAAAAUUCAUCAAAAUUAAUAAAAUUUUCUGAAACAGUGAAAAAAAUUUUCAAAAAUUUUCACUGUUUCAAAAAAUCCAUGUAUUUUCUCUGUUUUUUUGAAAAUUGUUCAUGACGAAAUUUUUAGUCGUUUCCAAGCGAAUUUUCGAGCGAACCCAAUUUCUGGGAAAAUUUCAGAUUUUCAGCGCUCAAACAAAGAUUACUGUGUAAAUUCCCAAAAAAUUCCCCAAAAAUCCCCAUAUUUUUCUUAUUCCAGGAGCACUGUGAAUGUCAAGGUUGUAUCGAUUUCUCAAAACAACGUGAUUAUCGUUUCUCAGCUCUCGAAUGGUGGACUUUUGGCGAAAAUCCGGCAAAUAUUGGAAGAUGUGGUUAUGACGCACCAAGGCUGAAAACCGGAAAUAUCGCGAAAUGCGAUCCGGAAAGUGAAUCGUAUUGUUGUAGUCAAAGUGGUUAUUGUGGAAAAGGUGAACAAUAUUGCUCAUGUUUGGGAUGUGUGGAUUUUAAGAAUAAUCCAAAGUUUGAGUAUUUAUAA